Molecule: messenger RNA, 801 nt
Organism: Penicillium canariense
Lineage: Eukaryota; Fungi; Ascomycota; Eurotiomycetes; Eurotiales; Aspergillaceae
Product: chorismate mutase ARO7
Exons: 3
Coding region: 1-801 (266 amino acids)
Biological process (GO): chorismate metabolic process; aromatic amino acid biosynthetic process
Cellular component (GO): cytoplasm
Molecular function (GO): chorismate mutase activity
Source: RefSeq, a predicted model, not a curated record
AUGGACACUGCCAUUGAUCUGUCCGAUGCCUCCAAGGCAUUGGACCUUGCCAACAUCCGUUUCCAGCUGAUCCGCCUGGAGGACACAAUCACCUUCCAUCUGAUCGAACGGGUUCAAUUCCCGCUCAACAAAACCAUCUAUGUCCCCGGCGGCGUCAAAAUCCCCAACAGCGAGCAUAGUCUGAUGGACUACCUGCUGCGCGAGCAGGAACGGUUACAGUCGCGCGUGCGCCGCUACCAAUCACCCGACGAAUACCCCUUCUUCCCCGAUGUGCUCGAAGAACCGAUUCUGCAGCCUCUAUCCUACCCACACAUCCUACACGAGAACGAUGUGAACGUCAACGACGUGAUCAAGGAGCGGUACAUCAAGGAGAUCCUUCCCGCGGUCUGCCCGCAGUUCGGUCGGGAGGAUCGUGGCGAGACACAGGAGAAUUACGGCUCGGCCGCGACGUGCGAUGUCUCCUGCUUGCAGGCGCUGUCGCGCCGCAUUCAUUUUGGCAAGCUCGUUGCCGAGUCCAAGUUCCAGAAAGACCCGGAGACUUUCGUGCGCUUGAUCCGUUCGGGGGACCGUGAGGGUAUUGAUGCUGCCAUCACAAAUGCUCAAGUUGAGAAGAAGGUUCUGGAGCGUCUAGGCCUUAAGGCUAAGACAUACGGCACCGAUCCUGCUUUCCCCGACGAGAAGGGUUCCAAGAUCAACAUUGAUGCUGUGGUAGCUAUGUAUAAGGAAUGUGUUAUCCCACUGACCAAGGUGGUCGAAGUCGAAUACCUCAUGCAGCGCCUGAAGGGCACUCAAUGGGAGUGA